Molecule: messenger RNA, 2100 nt
Organism: Penaeus vannamei (Pacific white shrimp)
Lineage: Eukaryota; Metazoa; Arthropoda; Malacostraca; Decapoda; Penaeidae
Product: jmjC domain-containing protein 8
Cellular component (GO): cytoplasm
Source: RefSeq, a predicted model, not a curated record
AGCCAAGGUAAACGCCAAUCAGCUGUUUCCACCACAACCACAGACCCAUGGCGUGACGCGGACAAGUAAACCCGGCACAGGAGCGCCUCGUUUGAAAAAAAACUUAAGAUGAGAGACAACCCAAUUAUUUGCUGGUGUAUAUCUCUGCAACUAGUUAUUUUAGUUGCUUUGCUGGCCAGUGUGGAAGGUGAUAUAGAGUCGAACCUGCUGGAUGACGACGGAGGCUGGACAACAGAAAACAAAGAUAGGAUUGCUCAGCCUGGCCCAUGCAACAUCAAUGUGGAGGAUGGAUCCCUGACUCAGGAAGACUUUAUAAAGAAAUAUGCAUACUCUGAGCCAGUAGUUAUCAAGGAAGCAACAGAUAAUCGGGUGUUUCAGACUCUCACUCGCCGUUCAGCAUUAUUGGAGGGCUACGGGCAUACAACUGUACGUUUGAGCUCAGCCAAUAGCUAUAGCUAUGACAAAAAAGACGUUACAUUCAAUGAGUACUGCAUUCGCCAUGUCCAUCCUCAAAAAUUAACAACACUUGGGAAUGAGACCUUUUACUUCUUUGGAGACAACAAUCAUGAGGAAUGGCAAGACCUUUUAGAGCAGUAUAAACAACCUCCUUAUAGAUUACCCCAUCAUUUGCCAGCAUUGAGUUUUGGUCUUGCAGGUCCAGGUACUGGUGUUCCCUUUCAUUUCCAUGGGCCAGGAUUUGCAGAGACCAUGUGGGGACGAAAACGAUGGUUCAUGUACCCUCCCAAUGUGAACCCAAACUUCCAUCCUAAUCGCACAACAUUGCAGUGGUUGAUGGAAGACUAUCCCCUAAGAAAAGAUGAUCCAAAUUUGUAUGAAUGUACACUUAACCCUGGAGAGAUUAUUUAUUUUCCUGACAAAUGGUGGCAUGCAACUCUCAACAUUGACAGCAGUGUUUUUAUAUCAACUUUCCUCAGUCCAUAAUCUUUGUAUUGAAAAGAAAAGAGAUAUGGUGAUGGUUUAAUAUGCCUGUGCAUAGUCUGUAAAUUAGUUUAUAUCCCAUAGCAUUAGAAAUGCAGACCCUCGUAAGAUAAUUUAGUGUCCACUUUUAUAAAUUAAAGACAGCACAUUCCAUAGAAAGCUCAGUCAAACUUGGCUACUUGAUGUGUUCCUUUUGCCAUUUCUUUAUUUAUUAAAAGAAGUCUAGACUUGGUUUCAUAUUCAAAAUGGCAUAAAAUUUCUUAUAAUUUCUUAAUAGCUCAUAUGGGAAGAAAAUUAAAUUUUUGUAUUUAUCAUCUGGCAUACUAUGACUUUUGGACAUAUUUUUUCUGACAGUGGUGAUAAUACAUGACUGUAAAUCAUGUAGAAUCUUUUCUUGAAAGUGCAUAUAUUGAAACUAGAUGGAUAUGUUCUUUCUAUAUUUAAUGUAUGAUAUUGCUGCGUUAAUUAUUCUAACUUCAUACAUUUUUAAGAUGACAAACAGUUUAUAACUGUGGUAGAGCUGGCUCUGGAAAACAUAACAUUGUGUGCUUUCAGGAAUAACAGAAAAAAAAUCAGGAGACAGAUACGGAAACCUUUGUUUAUAUAUACAUAUAUUGUGUAUUUGUGUAUGUCCCUGAUAAAUUGUCAUGUAGUCAAUCUGCAGUUUUUAAGAUAAAAUCUAAUACUAAACUGAAGGUCACAUACUUUUUAUAACUAAAUUAUAAAUUUGCGUAAAGAGACUGGUGAAAAAGUUGUCUGCAUAUACUCUGGCUGUGAGAUUAAACUAUAUAACAAGAUUAAAAUACUAUGUUUUUUUCUGAAUAUUUGCUGGUUUUGUGGUGAUGGUGAACCUUUAUACAGUUUAAUUAUUGGAUUGACCUUGGCUAAAUAUUUUAGUCACUUGAUUUUUUUUUAUAAAGACAAGUAGUUUUUUUUUUUUUGCCAGGGACAAACCUAAUGGGACCAAUAUUGCCAUUUAAAUUCAAAUUUUCCUUGUUCUGUUUGUUAUAGUUCACCUAAUAGGAACUGUAAUUUCUAAGAAAAGUUUGAUUCAAAUAGGUUGUAAUGAAGUGUUCCAGGUGUCUAGUCAGAUCAAUAUUCCAUGUUCUUGGUAACAAUUACUGUAUGGUUAUUGGUUCCUAAAUAAAUAUUUUGAGCAUU